Messenger RNA from Hyla sarda, 1369 nucleotides. It is a transcript of the gene KCTD2, whose product is annotated as potassium channel tetramerization domain containing 2. The transcript is spliced from 6 exons. NCBI's taxonomy places the organism in Eukaryota, Metazoa, Chordata, Amphibia, Anura, Hylidae. Gene Ontology annotation, biological process: proteasome-mediated ubiquitin-dependent protein catabolic process; protein homooligomerization. Bases 5 to 754 code for a protein of 249 amino acids. Gene Ontology annotation, molecular function: cullin family protein binding. Gene Ontology annotation, cellular component: cytoplasm; Cul3-RING ubiquitin ligase complex. The record is from RefSeq and is a predicted model, not a curated record.
CGUCAUGGCAGAACCACAGAGAGAAGCAGCGGAGCCGGUGGGAGCACGGGUGACCCCGCACAGCCUGAACAUACCCAGUCCCCGCAGCGGACCCCCGAGCCCCGGCCUCUCCUGCUCUGCCCCUCGAAGCCCCCGCAGCCCCGGACAGCAGGAGAACAACACCGGCAGAACGGGAGGAAAGUGGGUCCGGCUGAAUGUGGGCGGCACGUACUUUGUGAGCACCAAGCAGACCCUGUGCCGGGAGCCCAAGUCAUUCCUGUACCGACUGUGCCAGGAGGAGCCGGGCCUGGACUCUGACAAGGAUGAGACCGGAGCGUAUCUUAUUGAUCGGGACCCUACAUAUUUUGGACCCAUUCUGAACUAUUUACGACAUGGCAAGUUGAUCCUUAAUAAAGAGCUAGCUGAGGAAGGUGUUUUGGAAGAAGCAGAGUUUUAUAACAUCGCUUCCCUUGUGCGGCUAGUAAAGGAGCGGAUUCGAGACAAUGAAAAUAGAACCUCACAGGGUCCGGUGAAGCACGUCUACAGAGUGUUACAGUGUCAAGAAGAGGAGCUCACACAGAUGGUUUCCACCAUGUCUGAUGGUUGGAAGUUUGAGCAGCUUAUCAGUAUUGGAUCUUCCUAUAAUUAUGGGAAUGAAGACCAAGCAGAAUUCCUGUGUGUUGUAUCCAGGGAGCUGAAUAACUCCACUAAUGGACUGGUCAUUGAGCCUAGUGAAAAGGCAAAGAUUCUUCAGGAGCGAGGAUCCAGGAUGUGACAAAGCAUUGUGACCAAGAUCUGUUACGGAGCUCUACCCAGGCUCUAACCAAAGCCCUCGCUGCCUGUGGAACUUUUGCUCUGUAUUUUCAUGUUCUCCCCUCUUCCUCAGCCAGCCUUAACACCCCAACAUUACAGAGGGGGCAACGUAUGAGCAAACUAAAACAGACAGUACUGUGUUUGCCAUCCCUUGUCACAGGCCUGUGCUUUGUGUUGUCAGGUUAUAUAGGAAUGAUGUCAAUUAUUGUGGGGUGAAGGGGUUAGAGGGGGCAACUCCUACUUGUUCGGGGCUAAUUGUGUUUUCUUGUGUGUCCUCUCACUUUGGCCUGCUUUACAGGAGUAUAUUCUGCAGUGCUCCUAGGACUUCCAGUGACAUGUGGCAAACGUAUUUGCUGGUUGGAAUAAAUUGGCCUUCCCUUGAAUUAUCUUCCUCUACAGUUGCCAAAAGUCUUUUUCUGUUUAUUGUCUCAAGUGCUUUUACUGUGCAGUUAUCUUUUUAUUCUUUGCCACUCUAUGGAGAAAUCAAUGCUUGGAGUCAAUAUUGAGCUCAAACUGUUCUCCACAGAAUCUCAUAAGCAAAAGGAGCACUGUUCCUCAAAUAAAUUGAUGACUAUUA